This is a messenger RNA of Daktulosphaira vitifoliae (grape phylloxera), 1095 nucleotides long. RefSeq lists its product as uncharacterized. The coding region runs from base 440 to 964 and encodes 174 amino acids. The record is from RefSeq and is a predicted model, not a curated record. NCBI's taxonomy places the organism in Eukaryota, Metazoa, Arthropoda, Insecta, Hemiptera, Phylloxeridae. The transcript is spliced from 5 exons.
UUACUAUAACAACAGUUGUCUGAUAGUACAGCAGUAAAUUUACAUUAAAAAACUAUCAUCAUACUAUUUAAUCUUGAUCUUGUUUAUUUUUAUCUACAGUUUGAAGUAUAGAAGCUGUUUACUGUUGUAUAAUACAAUUUUCUACGCCACCCAUAACUUAACAAAGUAUUAUGUUAACAGAUUAGUAGAAAACUAACAGUAGAGUAAAAUAUCAAAAGAGUAAAUUAUUUAAUGAUACAUUCAAAUAUUUAAUUGAUUUUAUUUACUGUAAAAAACAUUUAAUAAGAUAAUAAUUUUUAUGUAAAUUAUUGUAUUAAAACGAUAUGUAAAGUUUAAAAAUAGUAUUUUCGUUCGUGAUAUUUCUUAAAUAUUUGCUUUUGAGUGAAUUAAAUUGUAUUAAAAAUAAAUUAUCGGAAAACAAUACAGCAUUUACUGCAUCAUGAGAAGUUAUAAGUGGAUAUUUUGUGUUACAUAUUUAGUUGUGUUAUUCACGUUUGUACAAUGUGAGAACUGCACAGUAAAAAAAAUAUCUAAUGGAAUCAUCAAUAGAUUUGUUAUUUUGACAUGCCCUUCGCCAGAAGUAACAGCUGAUGCUAAGUUUUGUUGUUAUGAUUCUUAUGAUAAUGUUGAAUGCUGCAAUGUUACUGAUCGUAUUCAUAACCUCGUUCAAAAAUAUACACCAAGUCUAUUAAUACUUUUAAUAUUGGUUAUUGGACUCUUAUUAACAUGUUGUGUAAUUUGUAUUUGUAUUCCUUGUUAUUGUAUGAUGAAACGCCGACAGCCAGCUUACAAAGAUAAUAAUGAUAAUGCAAAUAUGAUAGCUGCUGUAACAUUAUCCCAUGAAUCAGAUGUAGAAAACACACCAAAAAAAGAAGUAACACAUCAUUUACCACCAGGUGCAUAUCCUGUUUAUCCUCAAUUUAUGGGUAUGCAGCCUCUAAAAAGUAAUGAUGUUAACUGUUAAAGAAUGCACCAUAAAUUAUUUGAAAAAGUGCCAUCUAAUUAAAAGUCGAUAAAUAAUUAUAUUGGAUUAAAAUUACAUUUUAUUUAUUUUCAAAAAUGUAUAUUGAAAAAUAAAAAACAAAGCUUAUAAUA